Molecule: messenger RNA, 1287 nt
Organism: Yarrowia lipolytica CLIB122
Lineage: Eukaryota; Fungi; Ascomycota; Dipodascomycetes; Dipodascales
Biological process (GO): endosomal transport; vacuole organization
Molecular function (GO): ATP hydrolysis activity; ATP binding
Source: RefSeq, a predicted model, not a curated record
AUGGCUACCGUGGACUUUUUAUCCAAGGCGCUAGAAAUUGUGCGCAAGGCGAUCGAGGCCGACAACGCAAGCAAGUACGAGGAGGCACACGAAUUGUAUGUCAACGGACUGGACUACUUCAUCAAGGCAAUCAAGUACGAGAAGAACCCCAAGUCCAAGGAGCUGCUGCGACAGCGAAUCACAGAGUAUUUUUCUCGGGCAGAGCAGCUGAAGGAACAUCUCGACAAGCAAAAAAGCAAGCCUGCAGCCCAAGCGGCAAAACAGGGAGGAGGAGCCAACGGCGGGGCCGGAUCUGGAGACGACGACAAUGAUACCAAGAAGCUGCGAGGAGCUUUGGCUGGAGCCAUCCUUAAUGAAAAGCCCAACGUUAAAUGGGAAGAUAUUGCUGGUCUGGAGGCAGCCAAGCAAGCUCUAAAGGAGGCAGUCAUCUUGCCCGUCAAAUUCCCUUAUCUCUUCACUGGCAAGCGAAAGCCCUUGUCUGGUAUUCUGCUGUAUGGACCCCCCGGUACCGGAAAGUCGUACCUGGCCAAGGCAGUGGCGACCGAAGCCAACUCCACCUUCUUUUCCGUUUCAUCCUCCGACCUUGUGUCCAAGUGGAUGGGUGAAUCUGAACGACUGGUGAAGCAAUUGUUUGCCAUGGCCCGAGAGAACAAGCCCAGUAUCAUUUUCAUCGAUGAGGUCGACGCUCUGUGUGGACCUCGAGGAGAGGGAGAGAGUGAGGCGUCACGACGAAUCAAAACAGAGCUGCUGGUCCAGAUGAAUGGAGUGGGUAACGACGCUAGUGGCGUUCUCGUUCUGGGUGCCACCAACAUUCCCUGGCAGCUGGAUGCCGCUAUUCGACGACGUUUUGAGCGACGAAUCUAUAUUGCCCUACCCGAUGCCGAGGCCAGAGCCCGUAUGUUUGAGAUAAACGUCGGGAACACCCCUUGUGCACUGACUCAGAAGGAUUUCCGAACUCUGGCUGAGAUGACCGACGGAUACUCGGGUCAUGAUGUGGCAGUGUCUGUCCGAGACGCCCUGAUGCAACCAAUCCGAAAAAUCCAGGAAGCAACGCAUUUCAAACCUGUGGAGAUCGACGGCGUGACUAAGUAUACCCCCUGUUCUCCUGGAGACCCCCAGGCAACCGAGCUCAACUGGAUGGAACUGGAGGACGGAACAGUUCUGGAGCCCGAGCUGACUCUCAAGGACUUCAUCAAGGCUGUAAAGUCCACUCGACCAACCGUCAACAACGACGACAUUACUCGUCAUGAAGACUUCACCAACGAUUUUGGCCAGGAGGGUAAUUAG